GGAGGAAGAGGCGGCGGCGGCGGCGGCGGACCGGACCUCGGGGUGUCGCCGCCCCCACAGGAGGAGCCGGGCCGGCCGCGGGCGCCACAGCGCCGGGGCCCGGGGCCCGUGACAGACGGGCCUAGGAAGGGGAGAGGCGGCGGCGGCGGCGCAGGCGACGGGAAGGCGGCGGCGGCGACACCAUGUCAUCUCCCAGCCCGGGCAAGAGGCGGAUGGACACGGACGUGGUCAAGCUCAUUGAAAGCAAACAUGAAGUUACAAUCCUAGGAGGACUCAACGAAUUUGUAGUGAAGUUUUAUGGACCACAAGGAACACCAUAUGAAGGUGGAGUGUGGAAAGUUAGAGUGGAUCUUCCUGAUAAAUACCCUUUCAAAUCCCCAUCUAUAGGAUUCAUGAAUAAAAUUUUCCAUCCCAACAUUGAUGAAGCGUCAGGAACUGUGUGUCUAGAUGUAAUUAAUCAAACUUGGACAGCUCUGUAUGAUCUUACCAAUAUAUUUGAGUCGUUCCUGCCCCAGUUGCUGGCCUAUCCAAACCCCAUAGAUCCUCUAAAUGGUGAUGCUGCAGCCAUGUACCUUCAUCGACCAGAAGAAUACAAACAGAAAAUUAAAGAAUACAUUCAGAAAUAUGCAACAGAAGAAGCACUGAAGGAACAGGAAGAGGGCACUGGAGACAGUUCGUCGGAGAGUUCUAUGUCUGACUUUUCGGAAGACGAGGCGCAAGACAUGGAGUUGUAGUAGAAAAGGCCACCUGCUUUUCAGAAAGACUAUUAUUUCCUAACCAUGAGAAGCAGACUAUAAUAUUCAUAUUUAAACAAAGCAAUUUUUUUUAUUACUAAACAAGGUUUUUAUGAAUAAUAGCAUUGAUAUAUAUAUAUUAUAUAUCACCCUUUAGAUCUUGAUUUCUUGGUCAUUUCUCAACCUGAGGUGCAUAGCAUAUUCCCACAUUCCAUUUUGGUAGCAAUAUGCAGCCUGAAUGCAUGCAUUCAUAAGUCCAUUUGGCCAAGUCAACUUGUACGCUACUGAGCUGUCAAAGAAAUAGCUGCUCUGAUAGGUAGAUGUGAGAACAGAAAAAUACUGCUUCCUUUAUUGGUGGUUCCAAAGAAACAAACCAAAUCAACCAACCAACCCUUGGACAUUAAGAUAGACUAGAGCUUUUUCAAAGUAAAGAGGAAAGACUUGGGGAGGGAGAAGGCCUGAUGUAAGCAUGCUUAGAGAGACAACAACCCAGUAGCAGUGAUGCUCCUUCCCAUUGGUGUUGGCGCCCUGUUUUAAAUGGAGUGACCGUAACUGAGUACAGGGAGCUAUCUAUCCUGGAGUAUUGACGCUUAAAGGAAGGUUUUUUGACUUGGAUUUUAAGUACUUUUUUAUAUGUGGAUUCCUGCCCUUCAAGCUACAGGGCCCUGCAACCACGGGUGUAUUUGCUUUGGGGACCUUUUGAAAUCCCUUUUCUGAACAUGACUCAUUUUCUUGAUCUGGAUUCUGAGCUCCAUCCCUUUUGUGGGCAGAGGGGGAAAAGGAGGGAAAUGACAUGGAUAGUGCUUCAGUUCAUUCAGAGCACAUGCAAAAUUAGACUCUACUUCUUUGCCAGUUUGAGACUGCUACCCUUGACCGAGAGCUUUAAAGUUGCUCUUUCGUGCUUGAACUGUGUGUUUAGACAUAUGUUGCAAAUUGUACCUUCAUCUACCAGGAGAGGGUCUCAUCAAAACGAGUCAUUAUGCUGAGCAUUAGACCUGGAAAGAAUGGGCCAAUGGCCAUGAAUACUUCGGCACUCUCAUUUCAUGUGUUGUCUUUUUUUUUUUUUUCCUUUUUCCGUCCCUUGGCGGUGGCGUGAUUACCGUCUGUUCCCGGGAGUGGAGAGAGGAUAUUGCAGACCCUAACACACAUUCAGAAUUCUAAUUGAACACAAAUUUGAGCAAAUAAAGGUUAUUCCACCCAAAGUGAUUAGAAAUGGGGAAAACAAGUGCAAAUUUCUUCAGAUAUAGUUGAAGGACUCUUCUGAAGGGGAAGGGGGAGGGAAAUGGAGGGAAUAAAAUAUCUUCUGAUGUAGUAGAACAGGUUUUGAAGGUGGAUUUUUUUUCCCUGUUAAAUGUUGAGGGAAUCAGACACUUUAAAAAUGCCCGCCAAUCAGAUGUAAACUCAGCUAGCUACAUGUCCAGAGGUUGCCCACAAAGUUCCUUUCAGAUCCUAAUGUUGCCUACUGUAUUUUAGGGGAGUUUUGUGAAUCUUUUUAGACAGCCAGGAAAAUUUCGAUUUUUUUAUUUUGAUUUUAUUUUAUUUCAUUAUUAUUAUUAUUAUUAUUAAUAUUAUUAUUAUUAUUAUUUUGGUGCAACCAGUAAGGACAGUAGCAGAAUUAGCCAAUUUUGAGACACUUUAAAAACAAAUGUUUUGAAUGUCCCACGGGGCUUAUUCGGUAGAUUUUUAACAAAAACAAAAAACAAAACUUUUCUGAAAUGCGUUUUUAAAUUUAGAAGUACUGUAUUCCACAAGGUUUGAGUCAAUAAGGUUGGAAGAUAGCCUAUCUUUUUUUUUUUUUUAAUUCAAAAAGCACAAUCAAUCUCUUUUCCUUUGAAAAAAUCUAUAUAAAGUACAACUUGCUUUAGCAUGAUUAUUUUCCUAAAUAAAAAGACAUACAAAGAAUUUAUUUUACGUUAAUUACGGGCAUGACGCAAAAGGUUUUCUUUCCUUUUUAUUUGCUUAAAAUAAAAAAAAAAAAGUGCAGUUAUGUAGGGCUGUGGUUAGUUACCGUGCUGAAGUUAUCUAUCUAGCAUUUGUGGCUUGUUGGAAGGGUAGUAUUAACUAUUUAACCUGUAAUGGUGUACUUUAAACUCUUAUCUAGCACGUUGUAUUCUCAUUACUUUGGGGGAGGGAGGGUGUCUCUGCUGGCACUGUCUAACUUGCUUACCUGCUGAAUUAGCAGUUUGCUUGUGCUAUAACCUUUACUGUAGGUGCUAUUUAGGGGUAGGCUUAAAGUGCUGGGGUGGUGAUUUCAGUUAAAACAAUAAAAAAUUGUAUUUUUUCAAUAUUGUAUAAACAAUAGUGUUCUAAUUACCUUAAAUUUAUUUCCAGGUAACUAUUGUUUUUAAUCUAGUUAACAACCAGGUUGCCAGUCCAUAACUAGGUUUGGGGGCAUGUGAACCAGUAUACAUCUCGUCUCCAUGACCAAGGCCCAUUUCUUUAAUUAAACAGACAAGCCAACAAUUCCUUCUACUCUAAAGCACCAGCAUCAGAGGUUUUUAUAGUACAGGGUGCUCUCCUAAGUGAGACUCGUUCUGGAGACCGUAAGCCAAUCUGAGCAUUGCUUCAUCUUGUGUGUGGGUGUGUGUGGGUGUGUGUAGGUGUGUACACAAGUGUGUCAGUGAUUAGAUUUCUUAGCUUUCAGACCCUCUUGCCAUUGCUGUACAAAUUGCCAUAGUGUCCCUUCAGAUUGUACACAUUUAUGCUUUCUGGGGGACUAACUAUGGAUUUGUGCUUUUUUUUUUUUUUUUUUUUUUUUUUGGCUCUAGAUGGGACAUUUUCUUUAUAUGUGGAAACUGGUUUUCUACAUGUUAAAAAAGAUUGCCUAAUUAACAUUUCUUACGCCUGAUCUCUGCCCCUCUACUGCAGUCAAGGGAAGCUGCUCUAGGUGAUGAGGCCCACAGUGGUCCCAAGUCAUAAGAGGACUUUCUGUAUUUCAAGGGAACCCAAUGUCUUCCCUCCCUGCUCCCUCUUCUCCUCCCCUCCCCCUCCUCACAAAUAUGGCUGGGAGAGUAAGCCAAAGUCAAUUUCCCUACACCAACCAGCUCUGUCUGUGCUCCAAACCUUACCCGGUUUUUUCCUCCUCCUCCUGAUGAGAUUGAUACCGAGUUUUCCUAAGGAAAAGUAGACGCAGCUAUUGAGGUAACUAGCAGUGGCGUUCUGUUUUCCCUUUUCCCCCAUUUGGGCAGGACCUGUACUUUCUAAAACCCUAUCCUGUGGUUUUGUAGGACUGUGCCAUUCUCUGCCUGUUCUUGUGACUGAUCUUAAGCUCUGGCCAAACACCAACAAGCAGGAUGGUCUCAGCCCGGCAGCAUUCGAUGCGCUGUCCCCGGCCCUCCAUGGAGGCUGGUGGGUAGACUAGAAACAGGCACUUUGGCUUGUGUCCUUGGGUGUCCCCCUCUCCGAGGCCACCGUACAGUUAUACCCUGGCAUCUCAGACCUUGGAGAUGGAGGAGCCCCAAAAGUUGCCAUAUCUCACCAGGACCUAAUCUGCCCCCUCAAAAAAAACUUUUCUAAUUGCCAACAGGUUCAUGAUAAACUCAGAGAAGUGUUUAAUUUUGGAAAGGGAGUUUGAUCUCAACAUAUUCCUCAAACCUCCCAGUUCUCUUUGGUCUGAUGUUUUAUCUGUAUUAAGCCUCCUAUGCGGUGACUAGGGGGGACAAGGGUGAAAGGGAGGCAUCCUCUGUUAAUCCUGACCGGUGAAACAGCCACAGCUGGGCAAUGGCUUCUCCCCCGACUAAUGGUCCCGUCUCACGGGCUCGCCCAGGAAAGUGGGAAGGAACACAACACAACACUCGGAAAGGUUAGCAGGGUUUGUGUGUGGUGUGUUUGUGCGCGUGUGUGCCUGCGUGUGUUUUUUAAUCGGCACCCCAAACCAGUCCUCUGAAAUCAUCUUAGUUCAGAUUACCGGAGGGCAGCAAGUACUUCCCUCCCCUUAACCCAUGUUCAUUUCCCCCUGGCCGUGUGGAACAUUCACAGAAGAUUCUGGAAGGCAAUGGAUUUCUCACUGGAGCCUUGAGUCUUGUGGAAGGGUGUCUCAGGGCAUGUGGACAGAAUGAGCAGCUUUUAGCUAUGUGAGGACUCUCCACCAUCACCACUCGCCGCCCCAGGGCAGGGCCUGCUUGGGGCUCACCUCCUGGGGCAGGGUUGUAGGCCUCAUGAGAAAUGGCUGUUAUUUACUGACUGUAUUUGGUACCUAUUGUGUGAUACUUGAAGAGAUGAAAGGGGCUUCCGUGCCCUUCAUUGGAGUCUAAGAUUUUUAUCUUUUUUUUUCUCCUCCCCCCUCCCUACCACCUUUUUUUCUUGCAUUGUGAUGAUGUAGUGGGCACAUCUGUCAACAGGACGAAUGCCUCUUCUCUAAGACUAUAACCUCUCAAAUAGUUGUGUAUAAUGAAAGAACUGUAAACUUUUUUAAAUAAAAUGUAUAUACCUUGG
Molecule: messenger RNA, 5168 nt
Organism: Sarcophilus harrisii (Tasmanian devil)
Lineage: Eukaryota; Metazoa; Chordata; Mammalia; Dasyuromorphia; Dasyuridae
Gene: UBE2H
Product: ubiquitin conjugating enzyme E2 H
Exons: 7
Coding region: 183-734 (183 amino acids)
Biological process (GO): ubiquitin-dependent protein catabolic process; protein polyubiquitination
Cellular component (GO): nucleus
Molecular function (GO): ubiquitin conjugating enzyme activity
Source: RefSeq, a predicted model, not a curated record